AUGCCUUUCUUAGGCGUGCUCGAGGUGCUGGUGGGCGUAUUCGGAGAAUUGUAUGGGCGCUUCAGCAGAUAUCUGUUGUCUUUCACCGUUUGCCGGCUCAUCCUAGUCGCUUAUCUACUUCCUGUCUAUGUGAUCAAGACGAUUUGGACUAUUCUUCCCACACUAGUCCUGAAUCUUCCAUGGCUAUUCACUUCAUCUGCGCGUAGCGCACUCAUAAAGAAUACAGAAGAGUACCGAAAGAGCGAGCAGUCGAUGGCCAACCUCCAGCUGGACGGUCAUUAUCGCUUCCCUAAGGAAUCCGUUUAUCCCAUCUCGAGAGAAGGGAAAGGGUGGAUGCACGACCAGCCCUUCAGUACAGCAGUCAAAGAUCUAUCACCACGAUUCUCCGGGAGAGAAUACGCUGAAAAGGCCAAUUGUGUUCUUACAUGGCAAUCCGAGCUGGAGUUUCAUUUGGAGAAACAUUGGAUCGGCCAUGGCCGCAGCGAUAAAGUGACUCGGCGGACUGCGAUUACCUUUGAGCUGCAUAUGAGGACUUUGGUCCAGUUUUUUGAAGUUACUGGUCUUGAGGAUGCUAUUCUUGUCGCUCAUGACUGGGGCGGACUCUUAUAUAUCAUCUGGUUCUUGUCGACUGGAAUCAUGGGCGGCUAUCUACCAGAGGCCGGUGUCAUGAGAUACAUGUCUCCGCAUCUUUCUCAAGAGGAGAUCGAUGGCUAUUCUGCACCCUACAGCGGACUGCCGGUAUCAACUAAGGCAAGCGUCUUUCGCUUUGGGCAUAUGGUUCCGGGACUGCCUCGGUUUAUCCUCCUACAUGCUAGGCAUACACAGUUAUGGAAACUCUUGGAAGGACUAUGUGGACCUGUCCACUUCAGUAGCGUGAACGCACAGGCUCGUUUGGCCGAAAGAGACAACAGCGUGAGGCCAUUCUGGGCGACAGGUGAUAACGGCGGUGCAGUCGAGAAGGAUCCUACGCGCGUGCUGGUUGUUUUCGGAGAUGAUGACCCAUUGCUGAAGAGCUAUAAGGACAUACUUAGCCAGACUAUCCAUCCCAAAUUCACCGUUGACUGGGCACCGACUGGGAUCUGGCUUCCAAAUGCCGGACACUAUGCUACGGAGGAAAAAGCGAAAGAGGUGCUCGAUUUAGUAGAAAAAUUUAGUGCAAGCAAAUAA
Molecule: messenger RNA, 1167 nt
Organism: Talaromyces atroroseus
Lineage: Eukaryota; Fungi; Ascomycota; Eurotiomycetes; Eurotiales; Trichocomaceae
Exons: 4
Coding region: 1-1167 (388 amino acids)
Source: RefSeq, a predicted model, not a curated record